UGUACAGUCAGUAUUGUACAUAUUAGAUAAAAUAUAAAAUUAGAUAAGAAGCUAUGUAUAUACAUAUAUACUAAACUAAAUAUUUAUACGAUAUCGAUAAGAUAUCAAGUGUCCUGUUUAUAGUGAUUUUUUUCUUUGUUAAAUACUCGAUAAUAGUGAAGCUAUGCACGCACUGAAAAGAUUUCCGUUUUAUCUGGAGACCAUUAGCAAUGAAUUAUCAUCUGUAAGAUUAAUAUCGACUGCUAAUAGUAUCAGUUACAGUAAUGAAAACAAUUUAAAAUCAUGGAAGGAAAUCCCUGGACCGACCUCUCUGCCUAUAAUUGGCCAGAUGCUGCACUUCUUACCUGGAGGUAUGUUACAUGAUUACAAUAAAUUACAAGAGAUAUUAUAUAACAAAUACGGACCAAUCGUUAAACUUGACGGAUCUUUAGGAUCGUCUACGUUAAUAUUCCUCUUUGAACCUGAAGCAGCAUUUCAUAUUUUCCGAAAUGAAAACUGGGCUCCAGUACGUCCGGGGUUUCAGUCUCUGGAAUAUUUUAAAAAGCAUCACAGCAGAAAAAGUGGCACCGUCUUUAACGAAUCUACCGGUCUCUUGACGGAGCAUGGAGAAACUUGGCGCAAAUUUAGAUCAGUUGUGAACCCAGCAUUGCUACAACCAAAAUCGAUUAAACUUUAUAGAGACACUUUAACUGAAGUGGCAGAAGAUAUGGUAAAAAGAUUGAAAUCAAAACGCAAUGAUAAAAAUAUGAUCGAUGGUAAAUUUGAUAUGGAGAUGAACUUGUGGGCUUUGGAGUCAGUUGGUGUGGUGGCGCUUGGUGGUCGGCUAAACUGCUUAAAUCCUAAUCUCACAGAAGACUCUCCUGUGAAAAAGCUAAUUCAAGUUGUACAUGACGUCAUGAUAAAUGCAAAUAAACUCGACUUCCAGCCAAGUCUUUGGAGAUAUAUCUCGACUCCAACGUUUAAGAAAACAAUGAAACAUUACGAAGAUCAAAUUCAGUUAAAUGAAUAUUUUAUAAACAAAGCUAUACAAAAUCUCAAGAAGAGAAAGGAAUUACCACUUGAAGAAAAAGGUGUGCUUGAAAAAUUACUUGAAAUAGAUCAUAAAGUUGCAGUAAUAAUGGCAAGCGAUAUGUUAUUCGCUGGUAUUGAUACGACUGCCCAUUCGGUCAUAGCAACGUUGUUUCUCCUAGCGAGAAAUCCGGAAAAACAAAAGAAAUUACGAGAAGAAAUAAUGUCGAAACAAGAAAAACAAACAUAUCUUAAAGGUUGUAUUAAAGAAGCUAUGAGGCUAAUGCCAGUAGUUGGAGGAAAUUUCAGACAAAUAACAAAAGAAUACAAUGUGUUAGGUUACAAAAUACCGAAAGAUACGUUUGUGGUUGUUGGUAAUCAGUAUAUGUCAUUAAUGGAGCAAUAUUUCCCGCAACCGUCCGAGUUUAUACCAGAAAGGUGGAUCGUUGAUAAAGAUGAUCCCCUUUAUUAUGGUAAUGCUCACCCCUUCGCUUAUCGUCCGUUUGGGUUCGGUGUGCGAAGUUGCAUAGGUCGACGUAUAGCUGAACUUGAAAUAGAAACUUUUGUCUCGAAAGUGAUUGAAAGUUUUCAUUUGGAAUGGUUUGGACCAUCCUUGAAGGUUCGCCCCGCUACAAUUAAUUAUUUAAUAGGACCUUACAACUUUAUCUUUAAGGAUGUUUAAUAAAAAAAAAGUAGAAUUAAAGGUGAACGUAA
Molecule: messenger RNA, 1722 nt
Organism: Vanessa atalanta (red admiral)
Lineage: Eukaryota; Metazoa; Arthropoda; Insecta; Lepidoptera; Nymphalidae
Product: probable cytochrome P450 12a5, mitochondrial
Exons: 10
Coding region: 164-1690 (508 amino acids)
Molecular function (GO): iron ion binding; oxidoreductase activity, acting on paired donors, with incorporation or reduction of molecular oxygen; heme binding
Source: RefSeq, a predicted model, not a curated record